GUCGUGUUUCACUCCCUCAUCCGCUCUUUCUUUUUCUCUUUCAUCUUCACAGCUUUUUUUUCACCUUCUUGCGUGAUAAUCUCAUGCCGGAUGUUGGAGCAAGCGCUACUUUGGUCCUGCCCGCCUGACGCCACAUGGUCUAGCGGCGAGCUUUCACAAGACGCAAAGUGUGUUAAAGCAAAACCUCCAAGAUUCAAGAACGCAACAAGACAACAUAAUGGAACGAUACAAUAUAACUGCUGCCCUUGAUGGGCGUCGCUCGCGGCGUGGACGGCACAGUGGACAGGACCUGGGUCCGCCCGAUCCUCUUCAAGUGCGUCUGCUGGCCACAUUCGCCGGGGCUCUCGGGUGUUCGAUACCUCUCCGCCCUGUUCACCUCCUCAGCACCUCCUCGGUUCGGGCACGAGAUGAGAGGGGCAUCGGUGGUCGCUGA
Molecule: messenger RNA, 433 nt
Organism: Suillus subaureus
Lineage: Eukaryota; Fungi; Basidiomycota; Agaricomycetes; Boletales; Suillaceae
Exons: 6
Coding region: 218-433 (71 amino acids)
Source: RefSeq, a predicted model, not a curated record